Prorocentrum cordatum is the source of this 5271-nucleotide messenger RNA. NCBI's taxonomy places the organism in Eukaryota, Dinophyceae, Prorocentrales, Prorocentraceae. The record is from the annotation of a GenBank genome assembly.
AUGUUGCGCCGAGCCGCCUUUGUGCCUGCAGAGAGGCGGGACGGUGUUGGAGAGCGCCAACUUCAAAGUGGCACUGCGCUCUCGAGCUAUUUCAUGGCCCCACGCUCCAACGGAUGCAAAGCUCGGAAUGGGGACGGCUACGACUUCUGCUGGAAGUGCUGGAAGGUUCGAGACUCCGCGAAGACUGCGAACCACGGUGCGGCCAGCUCCCAGGACGACACAGAUGCCGAGGAUGCCACCAAAGCAACGCUCAAGCAGUUACGGGUACACCUGGCAGAACUUCGACGGCAUGCGGAGGACCCAGACUUGGCUAAGCACGUCCAGGGGAACGUCGACAUCGUGCAGACAGAAGUUGAUGAGUUGCAGACAGCUGUCGACAGCGGCAGCGACAUCCCACGUUGCUUCUCGGAGUGCAAGCUUGUCCGGGAGAGGAACAACACGCAGGCGCAGCGUGAACGCACCCAGGAGCGGGUCGAGAUGCUGGAGCAGGAAAUCAAGGAGGCCCAGGAGAAGCUUGACAGGGAGAAAGCCUUCUUGGCCAGACAAGAUGAGAAGUUGCAGAAGCAGAGUGCCCGCAUCGAAGAGCUCAGCGUGCCCAGGGCGGGCAAGGGCUGGAGAGCGGCCGUGUCCUUCCUGGAGCAAGCCAAGAAGUGCCUGCGCGACCAGGAGACAGACGCCAAUAUCGCCGAAGCCGCCCACGACAAGCAGCAGAGGCACAAGCGCAGAGCCGAGGAGGAGAUCAAGCAGGAGUUGGUCUCUUUCCCCCAGAACGCCGACGCGACGCAUAUCACCAAGAUCAUGCAGGAGGCAGGCUGCACGGCAGAGCAGAUCGAGCGCCAUCGGCCUCACCUUCUUCCUCUGCUGGCUGGCAUGCAGCCUGGCACCGCGCUCACCAUCAGCAAGAGCAUGUGGACGCAGGGGCAGGGGUUCUUCGCCACCAACGCGAACUCCAUCGGCACGCUGGAGCGUACUAUGCGCUCCAUCAGGUACACGUACAAGUAUCCCAUCAUCAUGGCGCAGGAGCUGCAGGCUAGCGAGCACAGCAUCUCCUGCUUCACGCAACGCAUGCAGAAUGAGGGCUGGAUGCUGGGCAUCGCGCCUAGCGUCCGCACCGCGCGGGGGGGCUGGAGCGCAGGGGUGCUCCUGGCGACCGUGCGGCCAAACAACAUGUGCUACGCCAGGGGGCUCGACGCGUGGGACAUCUCGCCCCGCGAGUCCAAGGGCCGCCUCGCGAUUGGCUGGGUUCACGCCCUCGGCAAGGAGGGCAUCACCAUAGGCACAGCCUACCUCUGGGUCAGCGAGGGCAUGGCAGACCGCAACAGGGCCAUCCUUCGGAACUUCACUACGGCCGCUGCGGCGGCGGGGAAGUACUGGAUCCUGGGCGGCGAUUUCAACAUGGGCCCAGCAGAGCUACAGCGCACAGGAGUGAUCAAGAGAAUGGACGGGGUCAUCGUGUUCGACACUUCGCGCGGCUCGUGCGUCACACUGGGCGAGGCACGGCGCCGCGACUACUUCAUCAUAUCCAGGACGCUCCUGGACGGCCCGCUCCACGUGGCCGUGCAGGACCAGUACAACGCGGCGCCGCACUCACCUGUGCUCCUGCGAGUUCCUCGCCUACGGGAAGAGAAGCGCUGGGUGCGGGUACUGCGGCGCCAACGGCGAUGGCCACUUCAGCUGCCCACAGGCUGCGCGACGGGGCCGACCUCGCGGCCGCGACUCCUGGGGCGCCGUAGGCAUGCGCAGGGGGAUGUGGACCGCUACUGGGGCAACCUGGCCAACGCGCACGAGGGGCACCUGAACAAGUACGUCAACUACGUCGGCCUGGACUGGCACGAGCGCAAGGGCCACCUGCAGCUGCCAACCUACGCCUGGGAUCAGCUCAGGCCGCCCACGGUGCGCGAGGCCGCGCGGGAGCAGCAGUGGGCGGAAGCAGCCGAAUGGCUGGGGCGCCGCUUGGAACACGUCAGCACCGCAGUGCGAGCGUGGUGGAGGGACGGGAAGCGUGAGACGUUGGUCUGGGCCCAGAACAACGCCAAGGGCAUCCUCGAGAAGGACAUCAUCGAGCCGCUCCUCGAGCGGAACCACCCAGCAUGGCGCGCCGAGCCCGACCAGGAGCAGGACAACGACGACGCCAUGGACGAGCAGGAGAACUCCGACAACCUGGACGAGUUAAACUACACAUGGCGCCGAGUCGAGGAGGACUGCCCGUUGGUCGGGGCGGAAGCGGCAGGAGAGCGCCGCCGACCGACGGGGCGGGGGCGAUGCACGGACAUCGGUUGGGGCAAGUUGGUGAACACAGUCGCCUGGAUCGACGCCGGGCGCAUCACCGAGAGGGGCUUGCACUGCGUGGACUGCGUGGCCAAGCUCAUGACAGUAGCCAACCAGCACACUUGGCGGCGAGUACGACAGGGAGCGACCCGAGACUGGCGACGCUGGGUGACCAUGCACAGCCAGGAGCUCACGCACCCGCAGGUGGCAGCGGACACGGCGCUGGAGGGCUGGGAGACGGUCUGGGCGGACAGCUACAACGCCGACGAGCCGUGGUGCCAGGCCACCAUCCUCUUCUACCUCGCGCCGAAGGCGGCAGGUGGCUUCCGCAGCCUGGGCCUUAUCCCCGAGCUGGCGCGCUUGUGGGAGACCAUCCGCAUUCCCUACGCGAGGCGCUGGGAGGCAGCAAACAAGCGAGCCUAUGACUGGGCACGCCGAGGGAGAUCGUCGGAACGCGCGGCAUGGCUACAGGCACUCUACUGUGAGGCCGCGCGGGCCGACGGACGCGACUAUGCGGUGACCUGCUUCGACCUGAUCAAGUGCUUCGAGUGGGUCGCCCAUCGGAAGGUUUGGGAGGCGUCGCAGAGAUGGGGCUUCAAUCCAAUCGUCAUGCGGACCGUCCUCAAGAUCUACAGCAUGGUGCGGCGCGUCGUCCUGGACGGGUACUACACCGACGGCAGGGCGUGGCAGCGCGGCAUCGUGGCGGGCAGCAGGUAUGCACCUUUCUGUCUCAAGAUGGUGAUCAUCCUCGAGCUGGACAGGCUGGUGCACCAGUUCCCCUGGGCGGACACGUGCCUCUUCUUCGACGACCUCGCCAUGGCCACGUACGGCAGGCACGACUACGUCGACGAGGUCCACCCGCGGCUCAUCGCGGCCGUGGUCUCCAUGUUCGAGACGACGCUGGACAUGGCCGUCUCGCGGGGCGCGGAGGGGAAGACGGUCGCCCUGACCUCCUCCACCGCGCUGGGCCAGCACAUCAACAAGAGUACCAGGCAUCUCGGCGUGAGAGUGGUCAAGCACGAGAAGCACCUGGGAGCGACAGCAACAGCAUGCAGACGGAGGAGAGUGGCCGCCAUCAACAAGCGGGCGCUCAAGUUUGCAGCGAGGGAAGCACGGGUGGCAGCCGUGCGCAGAGCAGGAGGAGCGACGCACAAGCUGAUCCGACAAGCCAAAGUGCCAGCCCUCCUCUACGGGUCCUCCGUCGUCGGCAUGGCAGACUCCAAGCUCACCGAGCUCAGGAAGAACGUGGCGGCGGCGAUGGAGGGCAACAACAAGGGAAGGUCCACGGCGCUCGCGCUGCUCAGCGACAGGGCCGACCCAGGCAUCCUCGCCAACAGCGGGCCCAUCAUGGCCUGGGCUACGGCGUGGCAGGAAGCGCUCGAGGACGACCAGCUGGCCGCGCGGCUCCAGAGCGCGUGGCGCACCUGGGUGAUGAAGAUCUACAAGUGCAAGGCCCCCUGGCUCACAGUGCGGGGGCCAGCGGGGGCUUUCGUGGCGACGGUCAGGCGCCUCGGCUGGAUGACGCAGGCCUCGCACACGGUCACCAUCGACGGGAACGUGCUCGACCUCCGCUACACCACGCUGCAGGAGAUCCAGCACCACGUCGCACGCACCGCGGAGAAGCAGCUGCAGGACGAGUGGGUGGGACAGUACGGCCGCCAGUACGGCAUCACCUCCAUCUUCCUGGCACCGGCGCAAGCACUACUACGACGGCCCCUCCAGGGCCGCUGGGCGCAGGCCCACCGCACUCGAGUGAGGGGCCUGUUCUGCGGAGGGACGUGGCCGCAGGCGCGGCUACACGCAGCAGGAGCAGCAACCGACAGCACAUGCAGAGCGUGCGGGCUGGCACCAGGCGCCGGCGGGCACCGCACCUUCGUGUGCCCAGCGCGCCAGCCACAUCGCGAUGUCGUCGGAGGCCUCCACAUUCAGCAGCGAGGAGCCAACCCCUGGCCAGGCCCAGGAGCCGACGCUCUCUGGGGGCGCGGCAUCACGGCCGACCCCGCCGACGAACUCGGGCUCUGGGAGUUAGCUUCGUGCGACGACUGGCUCACUGAGGGCAACUGGGACGGCCUCGCGACAGGGGACAUCUACGUGGACGGCUCGUUGCAGUUCGGCGACUACGCACCACUGCGACGAGGGGGAUGGAGCUUCACCAAGCUCAAAGACAACGACGAGUGCGACAUGGACUACGUGUGCUACGGGCCCCUCCCAAGCGCGCAGUGGGUCCAGAGCAUCCUGCGGGCGGAGCUCUACGCGCUGCUGCAGGCGCUGCGAGUGGGCACCCCGCCCAUGCGCAUUUUCACCGACUGCCAGAACGUCGUCGACGGCGUGACGGCAGGACCAGCGUGGCUCGACAAGAGGAGCCGCCCGCGCCUCGACCUCUGGGAGUGCAUCGACCAGGCCAUCGCAGAGCUCGGAGGCCUGGGCCCGCGCACCGUGCAGGUGCUGAAAGUGAAGGCCCACGCGACGCGCGCCGAGCGAGCAGCUAUCGGGCGCGCGCAGUGGGAGGGCAACAGAAUUGCUGAUCAGUAUGCCAAGCAGGGAGCUCUGUGCCAUACCCACCCUGUCUGGUGUAGAGAGAGCUACAUUCAGAAGUAUCGACUGGUUCGGGACAUCCUGGAAUUCGGAGCCUAUAUAGGAGUCCUGGGCCGUGAUAUUGUCGACACUGAGCAGGGCUCGAGUCCGACGGACUCGAACCCCCCCGACCCCCCCUCGGACCUCCUGGACCUUCCUGGGAACCUGGGGGCGGUCGCGGGCGAGGAGGGCGGGGCCCUGGUGGCCCCUGACCCCCCUGCCCCGCCCCUGGUGGCAGACCUCCCGUCUCGGGCCGCUCUGGACUGGGGGUGCACCAGGGUCGACAGAGCCCAGGGAGCGGGGCGCAAAAUCGUGACCCGCAGCACGUACGUCUUUUGCCGCAGGUGUGCCAGGUACGCCCGCGACAGGUGGACGGGCCUAUUCUCCCCAUGUCGCCCUGGGGCCCAAAGGGUGAUCGGGGUAGGCUGA